AAUCAGUCGACUACUGCAAGAUGUCUGGACGUGGUAAAGGAGGCAAGGCACGCUCCAAGGCAAAGAGCCGUUCAUCCCGAGCGGGUCUACAGUUCCCAGUUGGCCGCGUCCAUCGCUUCUUGCGAAAGGGAAACUACUCCGAGCGCGUUGGUGCCGGCGCUCCGGUGUACCUGGCGGCCGUGCUGGAGUACCUGACCGCCGAGAUCCUCGAGCUGGCUGGUAACGCUGCCCGCGACAACAAGAAGACCAGGAUCAUCCCCCGUCACCUUCAACUGGCCGUCCGCAACGACGAGGAGUUGAACAAGCUGAUGUCCGGCGUCACUAUUGCACAGGGCGGUGUUCUCCCCAACAUCCACGCCGUGCUUCUACCCAAGAAGACCGGCAAGGCCCAGUAGAUUCCAGACGGAGACCGAACACCCCGGCCCUUUUCAGGGCCACCCACAUCCUUUCGAAAGACCUGUAUCAUAUUCGCAUAAAACUACACACUACGUCUACACCAUACACUGCCUCUAAGUCAAUCGCGCAUUACAUCUACCAUUCCAUGGUAGCAAACACGUUGACAACCUUACGCAUGUUAUACGCCUGAGCAGAACAAGGUGGUACUUGCGAAAGAAAUGAGCGCAGUGGUUCGUUUCAUGCCAGCUGACAUAUCUGCGCAUCAUUUGUAGAACUAUAGAGGAUGACCAAGUAAUACAAGCUGACAUAUCUGUACAAUUAUUUGGGUAACCGUAGGGGAUGACCACGUGCUGCUAGCUGACAUAUCUAUACAAUUUGGGUAACCGUAAACGGUAAACACGUAAAGCACGUGGAGUAACACGUGGAAUAGCACGUGGAAGACAAGAGCAUAAGCCUUUUUUUGGGAGGGGGGGGAGGGGUAUUAUUGGUAUGUACGUGCACAGGCACGGGGCUGUGUGCAAACUUGUGUGGCUGAAGUGUGUUUAUCGGAAGGGUAUCGUAAUUCAAGAAAUGUGAACGAUGUAGAUCUUUCUGGGAUAUG
This is a messenger RNA of Branchiostoma floridae (Florida lancelet), 997 nucleotides long. RefSeq names its product late histone H2A.2.2-like. Gene Ontology annotation, cellular component: nucleosome. Bases 21 to 395 code for a protein of 124 amino acids. The record is from RefSeq and is a predicted model, not a curated record. The transcript has a single exon. Gene Ontology annotation, molecular function: protein heterodimerization activity; DNA binding; structural constituent of chromatin. Lineage: Eukaryota; Metazoa; Chordata; Leptocardii; Amphioxiformes; Branchiostomatidae.